AUGAACGUCUGGUCGGGCUCUAUUUCGCUGGACGCAGGCCGUGGUCUGGAAGGGAUUAGCUUGAUUGAUCAAACCACCCACUGGCAAUGCGACAUAUCGAAAGAUGCCAAACUCGCUCUCCGUAGCUUUGUCAACCCUGCUUUGAUCCCGUUACAUGCGCGUGCAGGCCCAAACCUUGAACUACACACAUCGUCUCCGGCCACCACCCAAUGGCUUCGGAGCAAACUCAUGGGUGCGAUUUGGCUGGAGGAGGACGAAUUAGAUCUACACCAGUCGUUACAAUGUCCUGUUGGCCUGCUGGUCAGUGUUGACAGCUCGACAUCCAAAAAGACUACCGAUGUCUUGAUCUAUGGCGUGUUGUCCAACGCCGCCUCUGGCUCUCGUCCUCCCACCCCGCCUCAUUCAUCGCCUACCGAGAUGGCGAGCCGUCCAAACAACACCACCAAACCAUAUGAGCUGAGAAUAUAUGGAGCGCCAUUAUCUACAUUAUCAGUCACACAAGCCCAGUCUUUGCCGUCGCCACCAGCAAGUGCAGAUGGAGAGCCAUGCUCGACACAAGCCGAGUUUAUCCCGGAUGCCAGCUCUCCCAGUCCCAAGCGAAAACGAGUCGCCACGCUUUUUGAGUCCGCUGCACAGCAUCAUCGCCGAGUACGGCAAAGGGGAGGCGAAGGCGUCUCUCAGCUAAUGGCGCCAGUGCGCCCCCAGUCAUCAUCACAGAAUCUUCAGUCCCUGUUCGUCAAACGAGAACCAGAGGACGACCUCCCAAAGAACCUCGACCGAAUAGUCACCCACAGAUCGCGAUCUAUGUCGAUCGGAGCCAAUCUCCAACGCCCCGGAAGCAACCGCGGUGUGCGUGCAACACCGGGCCUGAACAUGGAUCCCAGGAAACGGACUCAAACGCCAAAUGCACCACUAGAGCCCAGUUUUCACCAUGGCUCACUGGCGCCACAGCAGGUAUCAGUCAAAUCAGCCGAUAAAGAUGACAAUAACACACCCGACUCGCCGCCAAAGAGCCCAGAAGCUAUUAUCGCCCAAAACAAAGACCUCAUUACUCGAACAACUCUCACAUGCAUGCGCCUCUACGGAUUCCACCGCUCCAAUCCACGUGGCAAGCCUACUGGGGGAACGAACGACCCAGACGCAGAGGCUCCAAAUGCCACCCCGACCGCAGAAACCCGUGCAGAAACCCCAGGCCCGGGUUCCUCGGCUGAUAACGAGUUCAAGGGCAUGUACCAUGCGACCUAUAAAGCGGCCUGCUUUGCAUUGCGCAAGUACCUGGGAGAUCCAACAGGUGGCUCGAACCCUACACCUACGUUAAUAGAAAAGGAGAAGGCUAUGACAUGCAUUGACGGGCUUCUGCGUGUUUUCUGUGAAGAUUAUUAG
Molecule: messenger RNA, 1383 nt
Organism: Penicillium chermesinum
Lineage: Eukaryota; Fungi; Ascomycota; Eurotiomycetes; Eurotiales; Aspergillaceae
Exons: 2
Coding region: 1-1383 (460 amino acids)
Source: RefSeq, a predicted model, not a curated record